Messenger RNA from Trichobilharzia regenti, 989 nucleotides. The record is from the annotation of a GenBank genome assembly. Lineage: Eukaryota; Metazoa; Platyhelminthes; Trematoda; Strigeidida; Schistosomatidae.
GUUAGCUUAGUAUACCAAGUUUAAAUAGAAAAUAAAAUACCAAAUCAGUUAAGUUACUGGAAGAAUAUAUUAAAGUUUUGUUACUUGGGUAUUUACAAGGUCCAAAAUCCACAAUUAACGUAAUAGACUCCUGAGGUAUUGCAAGAAGACUGCUCCAAUACUAAUUCUCCAAUGUUGAUGUUGCCAGAGGUCGACCGAAGUACGUAGGAAGAAACUAUGGUGCUCCUGCGAAAAUUUGAAAUAGAAAGCAGGUGGUUAGAAUUGAUCGAUGGCAGUUGAGAUGAUGGAGAAGACGGAGAGUCGAAGGCAGAACUAUAUUUCCAUUCAAAAACGAGGUUGUCGUCAUUUGUACACAGCACCACGUCAUCCUCAGUCAAACGGGUUGGCAGAAAAUUUUGUACGAACAUUGAAGAGUACUUUAGCAUCAAUGAGUCCUAAGAAUUUUGAUGAGCUAGAGAGAUGUUUGGAUAUCUUCUUACUUCAAUAUCGCAGUGCGGACCGUACAAGUACUCAUGAAAGUCCUGCUAAACUAUUCAAAUCUCGAAUCCUCAGAAAGCAUCUGAUGUCCACGACUUCUGAUGUACAUUAUUACAGAGGAAAUAAUUAUAGACCUUCUGUUGGAAUCAUACUACAAAAAAUGGGAAAUCGAUUAGUGAAGAUAUUAGACAUCGAAGAUCAUUCAGUUCAUAACAGACACCUGGAUCAAGUGAGAAUAAAUGAAAUAAUUCAGAAAUAAGUCCAGAUGAUACUGAUGAGAACAAUACCACAGAAUCAGUUAGAAGAUCGCAGAGACUGGCAAGCAAACCGAGACUUCGUUAUAAAUACGCAAGGAAACAUCCGACGUGUGGUAGAUAUGGUGAUUGACAAUUUCUAUCUCUCUAUUGUUUAAACACUUACUGUUACUUGCUAAUAUAUUCUUAUGUGAAUUGAAUAAUAAUCUGCCAAAUACAAAUUCCUAAGUUCAUCCCUCUCUGUGUUUUGGUUGGAUU